Solanum tuberosum (potato) is the source of this 1257-nucleotide messenger RNA. RefSeq names its product probable flavin-containing monooxygenase 1. Lineage: Eukaryota; Viridiplantae; Streptophyta; Magnoliopsida; Solanales; Solanaceae. Bases 1 to 1257 code for a protein of 418 amino acids. The transcript has 4 exons. The record is from RefSeq and is a predicted model, not a curated record. Gene Ontology annotation, molecular function: N,N-dimethylaniline monooxygenase activity; flavin adenine dinucleotide binding; NADP binding.
AUGGAGGAAAAAAGAGUAGGAAUUAUUGGAGGUGGAAUUAGUGGUCUUUUAGCAUGCAAAUAUACAUUAGAAAAAGGUUUAAUUCCUAUAGUUUUUGAAGCUUCAAAUGCAAUUGGUGGUGUUUGGACACAAACAAUUGAAUCAACAAGGCUACAAAGUCCAAAAAGGACAUUUGAAUUUACUGAUUUUCCAUGGCCUAAAAGUGUUAGAGGAAGGUAUCCUCAUAACAAAGAAGUUUUGAAGUAUGUUGAAGAUUAUGCAAAGCAUUUUGGGUUAAUGGGAUAUAUUCAAUUGAAUACUAAAGUUAUUGGGAUUAAUUAUGUUGGAGUUAGUGGUUAUGAUAUGGAUUCUUGGGAGUUUUGGAGUGGAAAUGGAAAUGCAUUUGGCUCUGAGGGGAAAUGGCAAAUCUUGGUGCAACAUGAGGACUUCACCACUCAGGAAUAUGAAGUCGAGUUUUUGAUUCUAUGCAUUGGAAGGUAUAGUGGUUUAGCAAAUAUGCCGGAGUUUCCUCUUGGUGAAGGACCGGACAUUUUCGCCGGAAAAGUGAUACAUUCUAUGGAUUUCUCAGCCAUGGAUAAUGAAAGUGCUAGAGAACUUAUUAAAGGGAAGAGAGUUGCGGUUAUUGGUUCUCAAAAAUCAGCUAUAGAUAUAGCGGCUGAAUGCGCGAAUGUUAAUGGUCCUGAAAUUCCUUGUACAUUGGUACAAAGAACAAUACCAUGGGCACUCCCUAGUGGAUGUUUUUGGUGGGGAGCUACUCUUGGAAAUUUAUAUGGUAGUCGAUUUUCAGAGCUCUUGGUUCACAAGCCUGGCCAAAACAUUAUAUAUAGUGUGGUGGCCUCUCUACUUGCUCCUAUGAGAUGGGGUUUCUCAAAAUUUGUGGAGAGUUAUAUUACAUGGAAGUUACCAUUGAAGAAAUACAACAUGGUACCAAAACAAAGCUUUCUUCAAGACAUGUCUUCUUGCAAGUCCUUUUUAUUGCCUGAUAAUUUCUAUGGAAAAGUUGAAGAAGGAAGCAUUGUUCUAAAGAAAAUACAACAUUUUUCCUUCAUCAAACAAGGCUUAAUUCUUGAUGGAGAAGUUGGUAAGCCAAUAAAAGCUGACCUUGUUAUCUUUGCUACUGGAUAUAAAGGUCAAGAAAAAUUGAAGAAUAUGUUUUCCUCAAAAAAGUUUCAAAAUCACAUAGUAGGAUCACCAAACUCAAUUAUUCCUCUUUACAGGUACACAUUACUUCUAGUACUAUCUCUUGUCUUUUCGUAG